Messenger RNA from Drosophila serrata, 435 nucleotides. RefSeq lists its product as uncharacterized. NCBI's taxonomy places the organism in Eukaryota, Metazoa, Arthropoda, Insecta, Diptera, Drosophilidae. The record is from RefSeq and is a predicted model, not a curated record. Gene Ontology annotation, molecular function: chitin binding.
GACCAUCAUUGAAGAAUAACAAGAUGAAACUACAGCUCGCCCUUUGCGCCCUCCUCGUGGUAUCCUGUGGACUUGCCCAGGCCUACAGCGGCAACGGUCGUCCAGGCUGCAAGACCGAAGCGGAACUGGAAAUUGGGGUUUUCCGCAACGAUUGGGACCCCACUGCGUACUGGAAGUGCGAGGCACUUAACGAGGCCGGCGUCGAGGUGCGGUGUCCCAGCGAUUCGGCAUUCAUGGAAAGUAUCAAGAACUGUGUUGCCUGGGAUGAAUGGGAGUGGGAGACCCCCGUUGCUCCGCUAAGCGAGCCCGAUGAGUGACCAAACAUGAAGCAGGACCAACAUGAUGUUAACAGCAAAAUGUGAUUGUUUGUGUUGUUGAUACUUGAGAAUAAAAAGCUGCGUAAGGCGGUGUUGGUGGCAUACGCAGCGAAACCAA